Messenger RNA from Durusdinium trenchii, 2361 nucleotides. The record is from the annotation of a GenBank genome assembly. Lineage: Eukaryota; Dinophyceae; Suessiales; Symbiodiniaceae.
AUGGAGUUGAAUGCCAGAAGUCCUGUCGGAAGCGCACCGCACCUGUCUACGAGUUCUGCCACGUCUACACUUCGCUCGUCCGCCGUCCUGUCCAUCGGCGCUCAACAUCCCAAGCCACCGAAGCAGCAGCACAACCCCAGGUGGCGGGUGGUGCUCGGCUGCGUUGUGGGCGGUGCUGCAAGAGUUGUCGCAUGCCCGGCCAAGAAAACGGAGCAAGAGGAGUUUUUGGAUGCCCAAGCGAAGAUACCAGUUGAAGUGAGUCCUCGCCCUCCUUUCGAUGAGCUUGGAGAGUCAUGGACAAGUGCACAGCUGGACAAAGGGAUAUUGACUGCCUUGCAUCAACAGGGCUUCAGGCGACCUACAGCUUCCCAAAGGUGGGCAGUUCCAUUGCUGCUGUCUGGAAAGGACGUCAUGGUUUGCUCACAGACCGGCUCAGGAAAGACGCUGGCUUACGUCGUCCCAUUGAUUCAAUUGCUGUGCAGACGUCGACCAAAGAGUCGAUCAAAAGUGGCAUCGCCCGGUGCAGUGGUGAUUGCCCCCACGCGAGAACUCGCAGCUCAGAUUGCCUCCGAAGCCGCUGCGUUGCUUCAAGGAAUGCAACUGCAAGUUGCAUGCAUCUUCGGUGGUGUCCCAUAUAGAUCCAGCAAGUUGGUGCUUCAGAAUGGGUCGGACCUACUGGUAGCUACACCUGGCCGCUUGGAGGAUGCUUGUUUGCGGGGCGAUGUCCAACUGCGUGAUGUUCAAGCAGCUGUGUUGGAUGAGGCAGACCGGUUGUUGGAUUUGGGCUUUGAAGAUCAGAUCCGCAUCCUGUUGACCCGCAGAAUGGCCAAGACCGGGGAAGGAAGGCAAACAGCGAUGUUCAGUGCAACAUUCGGAACGGGAGUACAACACUUGGCAGCCGACUUUUUGGAUGCAUAUACCUUCGUAGCAGUGGGGCGAGUGGGCAGUGCUGCACAGACCGUCGAACAGCGUUUGGUUUGGGUUGAGGAUGAUGCCAAGCCCCAGGCUUUGCUCGGUGCAUUGUUGGCCCUGGAGCAAAGGACCACUGUGGCUGGUGCCGGCGCCCAGGUGAUGCCGUGUGCAGUGGUGUUUGUGAACACCAAGGAUGCGGCUCGACUGGUAGAGCAAAGGGUUCGUGGCUGGAAGUUCCAAUGCUUUUCGAUCCAUGGAGAUAAGAAGCAGGAAGCUCGAGAAGAGGCUUUAGGCCGCUUCCAAGCUCACAUUGAAGGCCGCUUCUUCGCACCACGAGUGCAGAAGCCUCACCGUGGUGCGUCAGACCGCGCGGAGUCUCGCCGCGACCGCCCAAAAGGCGCAGUGGUGCUGGUGGCCACCGAUGUCGCAGCACGUGGACUUGACAUUCCGAACAUCUCGUGUGUGAUUCAUUACGACCUGCCCCGCAGGAUUGAUGACUAUGUGCAUCGCUCGGGUCGCACCGGUCGAUUCGGCCGCAGUGGUAUGUCCAUUGGCUUCGCCAAUGCGGCGGCCAAGGGGAUCAGUGGUGAUUUGGCGAAAGGCUUGGUCGAAGCUGGAACCCAGCCUCCUCCCUGGCUGAUAGGAAUGGCGAUUUCUGCAGGCAUAGCAGUGGAAGACCUUCAAAAGCUGGCUUGGUCUCGGCCAGGUGAAGAGACGCAAGGUCUCAGCCACGCUUCCCAAAGCUAUGGAGCACAAGAUGUGCGCCUCAAAGGAGCCGGCCUGCAAACGGCGGUCGAACGACGAGAAGCUCAGAAGCUUCGGAGCUUCGCAGCAGAUGCCUAUGGAAGAGAAAAGGAUUUGGCUGAUACUAGCGGUGACCUUGCGAAGCACCGCACCAAGACCUGCCUAGUGCCUAGGAUCUACAGACCCUUGGUGGUUGAGAAGCCGGAAUUGGUUUUCUACUUCUUGGGCCUCCUGCUCAUCUUGCCAAUUACCCUUCUGAAUCUGGUAACUGCAGUGCUUGUGGAGAACGGAAUUACACAAGCGCAGAAAGAAGCUGAGUUCGAGAUGAAGGCCCGAAGUGCAGAAAUGCGGUCGGCAGUGAUGCAACUUCUGGACCUUUUCACGGAACUGGACGGGAAUGAAAACGGCGGCCUCAGUCGCAUGGAACUUGCCAAAGUGCCAGAGAAAGCUGUUCCAAAGGAUUUGCUCGAUACAUUGGCGGUGGAAGAUUUGUGUGAUCUCUUCGAUCUGUUGGAUGUUGAUCACACAGGUGAAAUUUCGCAAGAGGAGUUCGUCGAUGGUGUGCUGCAGAUGGUUGUACGUGAUGUGCCUGCUGAAACCAUGAGAAUCAUGAAGCUUCUUCAAUCUGUGCAUCGUACAGUGCACUGCUUGAAUGAUUCGUACAGCACGAUGCUGAGCCAAGCGGAAAUGACCUCCUGUUUGUGA